ACUGUCUUAAUAUCUUCUUGCGAUUUUACUUUUUCUUUGAUAAGAUCAACUCUUCAAUCAUUUCCAAAAAAACCCCUUCACCAUGUUGCGGACAUCUUCGCACCAAUCUGGUCGGGUUGUGGCGAGUUACUUAUUUUCAUCCACGUUCCUGCCUACUUUUCAAUUUUCCCUAGUGCAGGUUGAGAGCCGGAAUAAGAAUCUCCGGGAAUGGAAGAGGACCACUGCCACCGCAUUACGGUCCUCGCGGGGAUUGAUGCAAGAAAGGACCGACAACUCGUUCUCUGAAAGAACGCAGAGUCGUGUUGAAGACCACACCACCCGCGGCGGCGAGACGAGAAUCACGUUGCUACAACAGAGCAAAACCUUUGGAAGAAAAGGCGCGACCGCAGUUGUAGAACUACCACGAGCUAGUCGUGGUCGUCAGGAUGAACAACCACAAGGCGCUAGUACAACGGAACUACCACUUGCAAAAACAACGGAAGCAGAUACGACGCUGACGACACGAGAUGAAGUAGAGGGAGAAGUAGACCAGCGAGCAUUUCUUCAGGAAGUAGAGGCUUCUAGAGCUGCCACAGCUUCAUCUGCGGCGGUCACGAUCGAGCUAAAGGAAGCGGACAGCCUGGAAAGCGCCUGCAACCGUCUGAAAGACGUGAAUCCCGGGAAUCAGUACAGCAGCGCGAAAAAGAACCGCCUGUAUUUGUUUUCGCUGGAACAACAACCGCAAGCCAGCGGAACUACGAUCAACGACAUAAAGUGCAACGACGGCAGUGACUACGUUUUCUACUGGAACCCCUGUCUGGCGCUGGACAGAGCUGAUUACCUGUCCACUGUCGGCAGGUGGGUCUUCUACCUCCAGUCUGGUGGGGACGCGCCGACUCGCAGCAGCUACGACGGUAUGGAUUGCAAAUAUGUCUGGGUCUGGAAGAUCGCAACUUGUCAUGCUAAAUCUGAAUCAUGCAAAAAUCUGUAUUGCAUGAGCGCCAAAAGCUGCCCACUUUCGAACAAGUUAAGAGGGAGUUUCUCAUGCAGGAUAGGCAUGACAGUGACCUCACAGAGUCUGUCAUGCUAGGUCCCGCAUUCCAGACCAGACCUCAUGGGUCAUGGAAAACCUGCAUGACAAGUCCACACUCUUCCAGACCCAGACAUAUUUGCACUUGAUAGACGGCCGAAGCGAAGGCUUGAAGUCGUCGAAGGGAGUAUUACAGUGAAAAAUGCGCUCACCCCGGACUUUGCAGAAGUUUCGCAUGCAAAGUUUCCAUAAUGAAAGCUUUUUGUCUUGCAUGAAAGGAUUGCGAGGCUUUCUGAUGCAGAAUCUAGGUGCGCAAGGUGCCUUGUGCAAAACAGAUCCGCCUGCUGUUGGGCUCCUUCGCAACACAAAUUUGAGCUAUUCAGCAUGGAAAAUUCGUGAUGCUGAGAUAUGCAAGACGGGGAAUGUUUCUAUUGGAAAGGUUUGCAAUACAAACGCUGCCAAGUUUGGGCUGGGGGCAUUUUUCAUUGUAAUACGGAGAAAGCUUCAAAAUGGACGUCGACGCCGACCGCUUGCUCGGAUCCACGAACACCGAGUUGGUGUUUCACGACUUAUCCAAGAAAAAAACUGUGUAAGUGUAAAUUUGUGUUGCAGAAAAUGCAAAACUGUUACACUUGUCAUGCUGGACAUGCAUCAGAGACAAUUUUCGUGCAUGUUUUCACGUACUAGCUACGCAUGACAGGUUUUCUGUGUCAUGCAGAGCAAACUUGUGAUGCUAUUCCUCCAAGAAGCUUACACUUACACAGUUUUUUUCCUGGAUACGACUUUAACAAGGUGUAUUUCCCCUACUGCAGCAGUGACAAGUGGGCGGGGAACAGCGACGUCGGGUACUACAAUACCGAUGCCGCGACGGGUGACGGCGUCUUCUUCCACGGCUACCGAAUUAUCAAACAGGUGACCACCGCAAUCCGGAACGCUGUCGUCCGACAGGAGGUGGUGGAUCAACAAAAGGCGCAGAACGACCUUGCACUUCCUGGUGCGUCGUUCACGCUCGCGCAACGACCGUUCGAAAUCGUCCUUGCCGGCAGUUCCGCCGGCGCGGCGGGCACGGGGCUGCAGGCCUGCACGGUCUUCCACGUCUUCAACGAGCUGAACCUGCAGUUUCUGGCGCAGAAAAAGGACGCGACCGCCCGGGGCGGCUUCGAAACGGAGGCGGAGGUGGACAGAAUCCUGCACGAAGUGCCGUUCCAAAAAUUCGGCAUCCUGCAGGACUCUGCCUGGUACGUCCGUGGACCCCCGAGUGCGGCGUUCGCAACCCCGGGGUACUUGAAAAACGACGCGCGCGCCACGAGAGUGCUCGCGGCAAACACGCCACUCGAAAUGGACGACGAGAAUUAUGGUGAUACAACAACUUACGCUCCGAACGGACUGGAACAGGAUUACAUGGUCGGUGCGCCCGUUUGGAAUGCGAAAAUCGAGUCCGGCUGUGACCAUGAAAAUGUGCGCGGAACGAGUACUACUGCAACUGGUGGCGCCCCUGCUUCUUGGACGUGCUUUUUCCCCCGGAAAAACGCCCUCUUUUUCCUGCCGAACAGCCGCAACGAGGUGUGCAAUACCGACAACCUCGCCAACGUGAAGGUGCGGCACUUCGUCGCGAUGCACGGCUACGAUACCUAUUUGAUGGGUAAGGACGGGGUGUCGAAGAAUUUGAGGGGAGAGGUUGGCCACGCGAAACAACGGGGAAAGCAGUACCUGGACGAACUCCGGGAGCUGACCGCACUUGUCCCGCUCUCUUCCGCCCCCUCGUUUUUCGUGUCCGCGUCGGUGGGCCACGUGUUGCUCGGGACCUGGAACAAGGAAAUUCUCUCCGCGAAGGUAAAGUGGACGAGGUUGAAUGACGUGCUGCGAAAGUGGUGGGAAAACGACCAGUCUCCCACACAGUAUGCGAAUGGUUGCAUUUGGCACGAGACGGCGCAGUGUUUGCGAUACAAGUCGGGGUUUGUUUACGGAGACAACCCGACAGUUGGGGAGAACAGGCAGUGGCCCAACUCUGGGGGUUGGGACGAAGGUCAGGACGCAUGGGAGGCGUUGUUGGAAGCCGCGCAAGAUUCCGGCAGACUGUUGGAGCGCGAUUUGCUCCUGACCCGGGAGCAAAUGCGGAAGGGGCCGUUUUUCCUGGCCAGCACGGGGGAUGGAGGUAAUGGCAGUACAAGAACUUCUGGGCCCGCCUCUUCUUCUAGCACAACAACGACCGCGAGCGCUGCUGGUGACAAUCACAACCCACCACCUUCGAGCACGACACGAGCCCCGAUCAUAUCAAAUGCAAAUAUGUCUGGGUCUGGAAGAUUGCCAGGUUUGUCAUGCACAUUUUGCAUGACUCCUGAUGUCUGUGAUGCAUGCCCUAGCAUCACAGAUUUUUAGAGGGCUUCCUGAUGCCUAAUCUGCAUGACAAAUGCUCUUUCCGUGUAGCAAAACUUGGAUCCUCUUGGCUGCUCAUGCAAUACAGAUUUUUUUAGAAUCCGAAAUCAGCAUGACAAGUUGGAUUCUUCCAGACCCAGACAUUUUUACACUUCAUAGAUCACGUGGAUUGACAAUUCGGGGUCGACGCGUAAACCCGGGGUUGUCAUCGAGGACAUCGAACGUGGUCCCGGAGGCGGUAUCCUGAGCAAAAACGUUCCCAGCCCAGAGUUGUAGUCGCGCAGAUUGGAUGCAAUUAUUACAGGAAGAGUCGUAACAAAAUUGCACAUAUCGCCCAGGAGAGCCGUGCUGAUUCAGUCGUGUUUUGGAUAAUUAUUCUAUGUGUAGUAAUGCUGUAAACAGUUACAGGAGGAUAAGGAGCUGGCUUUGUGAUCCGGCGGUCCUUGCUAUAACCUCAACCUGCACUACAAUACAGAGAAAAACUUUUUAUAUGCUUGUUGACUCCCCAAACUUCGGGAGUUGCGUUGCAGAGCUCGUCCCAACUUGACUAGGGGGAGGUGGGGACGCUUUUACACAGGAUACGGGGCGGCCAAGGGUCUGGAGGCCUUGUUCAUGCAAGCAACGCACCAACUUCGGAGAUCGGCAGUUUGGAGGGGUGUUGCUAGGCGAAAGGGAAGUUGCGAAGGUGCGACGAGAAAUCGUGGAGGAGGAAUAUGUGUAGAAUUUUGGUUCAUCAUCAGGCUAUCAACUACAUACUCCUUUACUAUUUCGGCCUGUGAUGUGUUGCUAGUUCGUUGAUAAAAACAGCUAAGAGGACGAGAAGUUUUUAUUUUUUGGUUUUGAUAAAUGUCUACUAAGUACUAACACUAAGGUGAUAGAUCGCGCCAACAUAGACAUAGGAAGUUAGUACAUGCUAGCAGUUAUCGAAACAAGCUUUGAGUAGCUAUACCUAACUAAGUAUCUUACCCCAGUUUAUUUUAGAGCAUUUUUUUCCUGAUUAUGUUGAAGGCCUGUACAACCCAAGUAUUUUCAUGAAUGAGACCCAAUACAUAUAUAAUUUACUUCUCCUGAAUCCCCAUAGAUACCCAGCAAUUUUCACGAACGCAUGAAAAGUUUCGUUUCCCAUUUGUAGCCCACUUGUUGUCUGCUGAUGUAGUUUAAGCACCGCUGUCUGUCGUGCGGCCGUGUUCAUCUUCAUGCAGCUCGGUUGUGGCGCACGCCCACGCGCUCGCGUAUUGAUUGCAGAUGCAGCGUGAAGACUGUCCUCUUCAUCGUUGAUAGACGAAGAUCUUCUGCUGAAUUGAUAGAUUCUCGUGGC
Molecule: messenger RNA, 4703 nt
Organism: Amoebophrya sp. A120
Lineage: Eukaryota; Dinophyceae; Syndiniales; Amoebophryaceae
Source: the annotation of a GenBank genome assembly